CUAUAAAAGGGAAAGCACGCGUAUCAAAAUUUUCAUCGCAAUUCAUCACUUUAGCAUUUUAAACACUUUCCCUUCUCCAAACCUAAACUCUUACUAGAAAUUCCAAUGGCGCCCAAGGCCGACAAAAAGCCAGCGGAGAAGAAGGUCGCCGCCGAUAAACCAGCGGAGGAGAAGAAGGCCGCCGUCGCUGAGAAGACUCAGGCGGAGAAGAAGCCGAAGGCGGGAAAGAAGCUUCCCAAGGAGGGCGCCGCUGCUGCCGGCGAUAAGAAGAAGAAGAGGAACAAAAAGAGCGUCGAGACCUACAAGAUCUACAUCUUUAAGGUUCUGAAGCAAGUUCAUCCAGACAUCGGAAUCUCCAGCAAGGCGAUGGGGAUCAUGAACAGUUUCAUCAACGACAUCUUUGAGAAGCUCGCUCAGGAGUCAUCCAGACUUGCUCGUUACAAUAAGAAGCCGACGAUCACCUCCAGGGAGAUCCAGACGGCUGUGAGGCUUGUUCUUCCCGGUGAAUUGGCCAAGCACGCCGUGUCUGAGGGAACUAAGGCCGUGACUAAGUUCACGAGCUCUUAAAUUUCUUGUGUUGUGAUCUAGAUUUCACCUGUUUCUCUUGUGAUUUGAGAUUGAAAUUGUGCUAAUAGGUCUGAUAGAACUAUUUGCUUUGGUAUCAUGUAACUAUACUGUUUCUUAGAUCUAUGAAUCGAAGUAGUUUGUCUUCUCAACUCUGUUUGGUAUCUGAAUUGACGCUCUUCCGAUUUACUACUCUGAAAAAACAUCGUCUUUGUAUACCAAAAACGCAUAUAUACAGUUAAUAGCAACGAAAAUCAGUAAUCCG
Molecule: messenger RNA, 829 nt
Organism: Cuscuta epithymum
Lineage: Eukaryota; Viridiplantae; Streptophyta; Magnoliopsida; Solanales; Convolvulaceae
Source: the annotation of a GenBank genome assembly